ACAAAUAACAUUGUUAAUGGGACUAGUAGUAUUUGAAUUGAAAAAUAAAUAGCAAAAUAAUGGUGCGAGUAACAAUAAUAUCCUUUGCCGUUGUCGCUUUUGUGGUGUGUGUCUUAAAAAAAAUAAACUCCGAAAGUGUUUUUAUAGGAGAACGCAUUGAGAACGACAGAUUAAUACAUAAAAGUGUACAUGAAAAAGCACCUUUUAUCUAUAGAUCAUAUGACGUUGCUUUUCCGAAAUAUUAUGAAGAAAGUGACAAUGUGAUAAGUGCAAUUUAUGUUGUAGACAAUAAUUAUAAUGACGGUGCGUCCGCAGCUGUGGAUUUUGGCGGCGUCGGACAUACGUUCGUCAAUAUACAUUUGAGAAGUGCUCUGUGGUGUGGUUUCAAUUUUACAAUUGAAAUUUUCGGUGUGAAAUUGAAGUAAAUAAAAAUCUUUUAAAGAUGACAAGAAACUGUUACAGUUUGUUUAUAAAGAUUAUUGUUACAAAUUAGAUGUUUGAUCAUUCAUUAAAGAAAUAUCUAUAUUUUACUUCAUAAAAGACUAUGUAUGUCAAUGAAAAACAAAUUAGAAUUGUUAAUUUUACUUGGGUUCAUAUUACAUCAUUCAACUCUACAAAAACAUUAAAAGGGUAAUAAAAAACUGUAAGUACUCCAAUGAUUCAAUAGCAGCCGUUCUAAUUUCCUUUUAGCUCCGAUGACUAAUAGAAAUAAUCACUACAUAUCUACUAGGUAACUGUAUGUUUUGUUCUGCGGUCCUAGUCAUAUAGAUAGUAGGUAUCUUAAAUAACAACUUCUAAAUGAGGAAGUAUUUAAAAAAAAUAAAGCACUAUAAAGCACC
Diatraea saccharalis (sugarcane borer) is the source of this 839-nucleotide messenger RNA. The record is from the annotation of a GenBank genome assembly. NCBI's taxonomy places the organism in Eukaryota, Metazoa, Arthropoda, Insecta, Lepidoptera, Crambidae.